AUGACCAUCUGCAGAAUAUCUGGCUGGUUUGAGCUUCCGCUAACUUCCCCACGGGACGACGAGACGCCUCUAGGUCUCCCCCCAGGAAUAACCUCGAGCUGUCCUACGACGACGACGACACCAUUAACUACGCCGCCGAGGACAACCGACCCCGUGACGCUGAUCGCGGUCGCCUACGCGAUUGGCAUCGUGACAGGCCAGAGUACCGCCCCAGAGACUACGACGAUCGCUACUAUCAUGGACCGCCGCGUGAGGCCUACCAGCCACGUCCUGGAUCGAGAGAUCAAGGCGGUGGUGGGCAUGACUAUGUGGAUCGCCGUGAUGAAGACCCUCCGCUACUUCACCCACAUGACGGCGACGACCGCGGACCACGUCGUUACGAUCGAGGUGGCCGGGGCUACCCUCGCUCUCACCACGACGAUGGCACUCGCCGCGAUGAUGCCCGACGUGGUCCUGACGAGGAUUUUCGUCAUCUUUCCCCCUCUCCAGGUCGCAGCCCAGGUCGCUAUUCUCGUCGCGAUCGCUCUGCAUCGCCUCUUCGACAAGCUGGUGCUCCGAGCCGGCUUAUCCAACUACCCAGCCGUCGACAUCCGCCUCCCGUCGGGGCGAGGCCAGCGCCGUGCUUUCGUACAAUUCGACAACAUCGAUGACGCCGUGGAGUUCGUCAAGGAGAAUUACCCCAAGCUGACGCUUGACUUUGCUGGUUUGGUGGACGGUGACGCUGAUGGGAUGACCUCUAUCUACAUCCACUACGCAAGGAGCCGCGAUGACGCCGAGAGGGACAACCGUGCCGGCCUCUCCCCUAACUGGAACUGUCCGACGUGCGACUUUUCAAACUACGCAACGAGAAGUCGCUGCAAAAACUGCGGUGGUCCGCCAACGGAUCCAUCUCAAUACCGGCAUCUCUUGACCGGUGAAAGUGAUGCGGCUGAUACACCCUCGCAGAUCCUGGUAUUUUUCCCUUUGGCAACUUCGGUCAAUGAGGAUGUAUUCUCUGCGGGCGCCAGCAAGCUUCAGCUGGUGCAGAAACCCGCAGCAUCAAGAGGCUCUGGCGACCAGCCUAAACUCAAAUCCACUGCGCCGACCGGCGACGCAUCCGGCUACGGCGCAAGGCCAGGCUCGCUCCAUCGCACGUUCUUGAUGCGAGACCAAGACACGAACGAGUCGUUCAACUUUGGCUUUGCUGAAUUUUGGACCGUGGAGGACGCCUUGGCGGCGAUGCAAAAGUUCAAGAUGAUGCGCGAGUUCACCAUCGCCUCGCAGCCCGUGACGGUCUCAACCAUUCAUCUGGGCGUCUUCGUUCCAGAACUUCGAGAGGUCACCCGUGCCAUCGAGCGCAUCUCGUUCAAUCCGCUAUUUAACCCAUCAAUCCGUGUCAAGUACUGGGAGCCGCACGUCUAUCCCAGUCAGAGAGUGAUCACCGAGGCACCUCCUGGCGGCACAUCUGCAGACGGAAGCAAGACCGACGCCAACGAUGAAUCCAAAAAGAGCAAAAAACGCAAGGCGGACGGAAGCAUGCCUUCCUCAACGGCCAAAAAGUCAGUGCCGAUGGCUGGUCAAAUGGCGUUCUGGCAGAGGCGGCACGACGAGAUCCACGAGGGCAAGCGAGUCGCGGACCUGCCCGUCGGCAACGACAACGGCGGCGACCAGCGUCAGUCCGAAGAGCGUGCUCCAAUCAAGAUACCUCUGUCUGGAUCGAAUGCAAUCUCCACCGGUCCGAUCAAAAUUUCGCUCACGGGGGCGAGCUUAUCGAGAUCACCGGCACCGACAGCAACGCCACCUAGUGAGGCAACCGCCAGGGAAUCCGGUGGCCCAACCUCGGUACCGACAUCGACGACGGGCGGCAGAACUCCAGACCCGACGCCGGUGGCGGCGGAAGCAACACCAGUAUCAUACGUCGACCGCGAAAAGAUUUGCUGCCUGAUCUGCAUGAUGAAAUACAAGACGCUGGAGGAUCUUAACACCCACGAGAAGUCGAGGAACCACAAGAACGCCAUGGCGGACGCGGACAAGGUCAAGGCCGCCAAACCGCGGUUGGCCGCGCGGGACAAGAGGAUGGCGAAGCAGGCGGAGGAGCAGCCGAAGGAGGAGUCGGGGCCGCAGUAUCGAGACCGGGCCAAGGAGCGCAGAGAGGUCUUCAACCAGCCCGCGAAACCCAAGGUGGCCCCUGUGCAAGGGGCCGGCAAGCCCGCGCGCAAAGACGACAAACAAGCGGCCGCUCGCCCGCCCGCCGAGAAGAAGACAACGCCGCCCCCGGCCCCGCCGCAGUCCAAGGGCGCGGGGAUGCUGGCGAAGAUGGGGUGGAGCACGGGGCAGGGGCUUGGCGCCAAGGGCGACGGCCGCACCGAGGUGAUUGCGACACACGCGUAUCAAGAGGGCGUCGGUCUCGGCGCUGAGGGCGGCAACCUCGGCGACGCUGCGGAGCUGGCGCAGCGCAAAACGACGAACAGCUACGCCGAGUACGUCAACACGGUGCAGGACCGGGCCAGGGAGCGGUAUAACAAGAUGGGUUGA
Colletotrichum destructivum is the source of this 2514-nucleotide messenger RNA. RefSeq names its product Putative G-patch domain, Zinc finger, RanBP2-type, RNA-binding domain superfamily. The transcript is spliced from 4 exons. Gene Ontology annotation, cellular component: nucleus. Gene Ontology annotation, biological process: mRNA splicing, via spliceosome. The record is from RefSeq and is a predicted model, not a curated record. Gene Ontology annotation, molecular function: RNA binding. Bases 1 to 2514 code for a protein of 837 amino acids. NCBI's taxonomy places the organism in Eukaryota, Fungi, Ascomycota, Sordariomycetes, Glomerellales, Glomerellaceae.